Messenger RNA from Galleria mellonella (greater wax moth), 1074 nucleotides. RefSeq lists its product as uncharacterized. NCBI's taxonomy places the organism in Eukaryota, Metazoa, Arthropoda, Insecta, Lepidoptera, Pyralidae. Gene Ontology annotation, biological process: oogenesis; negative regulation of translation. Gene Ontology annotation, molecular function: mRNA binding; zinc ion binding. Gene Ontology annotation, cellular component: perinuclear region of cytoplasm. The transcript has 3 exons. The record is from RefSeq and is a predicted model, not a curated record. Bases 80 to 1051 code for a protein of 323 amino acids.
UGUUUACUUGCUUAAAUAGUAAAAUGUAUUUUGUCUUUUGUGUUAUUAAACAUGAAUUUAUGGUGAUUUUCAGCUAAAAAUGUUUCCAUCCAAACCAAUGUUUGACUAUAUGGACGAAAUUAACAGAUUAUUUCCCAGACCAAUAGAAAAUGACUUACUACCAUCACCAAGUGCACAAAGCAACACCAGCUUUCUAUCAUCACCGAUGAGCUCAGGAGUUGUCAACAGAUCUUCCAGCUCUGCAGACUCAAUGUCUCCAGAUUCUUUUCCUCACAUCUCCACUAUUCAAUCUCCUGACUUAACCAGACUGCCACAUCCUAGCACAUUCCCUGAUACACCUAUGCGAAGAUACCGUCCUAUAGUCGGUAGAAAGUUCCAGAGCACAGCACAGCCAGUGCAUCCUAAUGUAGUCCAAACAUCACCUCCAAGAACAUGGGAUCAGGACGUGGAGUUGGCUAAGACAAUCUGGCAAAAUGAUGAGCCUCUACCAUUCUCCCAUACACCCCCAAAAGAUCGCAACUUUUCUGAACAAAAAAAUUCCACACAGAAUGUGUAUUAUGAACUGUUUCCCAAUAAAAACGUAGGAUAUGAGAAUAAAACACCUGUUAAGGCUGAAGCUCCUUUGAUGACUUCCAGUUCUUGUAAUGUAUCACCAGAUUUCUCCCAAAUAAGUCGUUCACCCCUCCAAUCUCCCAUACUGCCGAAUCCAAGCCAUUCUCGUGCAAUUUCACCAAUGUAUAACGUUAUACCAAGCUCAUCAAAUUCCCCUCCUGAUAAUACAAAAGUGUGCACAUUUUGUCGAAAAAAUGGGGAGACUCCAGUUGUGUUUAUGACUCAUACAGUUAAAGAAAGAGUUGGUAACACUUUUAUUGUUUCUUGCCCGAUAUUAAGAUCACAUGUUUGCUCUACUUGUGGUGGUACUGGAGAUAAUGCUCAUACUAUAACAUACUGUCCAGUGCUUCGCAACAGAAACAAUGGCCGCCCUUUGCAGUCUACAACCAUUACACUGAAGAAUACGCGCAUUAAGAGCAAUGGUAGAAAAAGAUUUUAAUUUUAUCUAUGCCUGUCUGUAAC